Messenger RNA from Colletotrichum navitas, 636 nucleotides. RefSeq lists its product as uncharacterized. Bases 111 to 590 code for a protein of 159 amino acids. Lineage: Eukaryota; Fungi; Ascomycota; Sordariomycetes; Glomerellales; Glomerellaceae. The record is from RefSeq and is a predicted model, not a curated record. The transcript has a single exon.
GUGUUUAGCGGCUUUUCAUCGAGUGAAUCAUGCAGUUGCAGGGGCUGCUCACCUAUCAAUCGCCUCGAUCAUCCGCCUAAAUCAACGCCACAGUAAGCUAGAGUGCUGACAUGCAGCUCAAGCGCGCAUCCUUCAGUCUUGGGCCCUGGCCCUCGUACCUAGUCGUUAGACAUGGCAUGUUGUGGCCACAUGAUAAGCUUCCCAGCCCUAGAAGCAGGUCCUUGCAAAGUGUGGCAACGGCCCGAAGCCAUGGAAUCAAUGUACCCUGUCCUCUGGAAUGCGCUGCGUAUUGGAUGGCUCAUACAGCAUAUUCAAACGAUCACACGAGAGACAACUUUUCCAAGAGAUCUGGAAAGACUGGAAACCAGAGGCUCAAGCGAGUUGCCUCAGAUAGUGAUGUUGUAUCCCAGACCGGCAAGGAAAAAAGGGGGCCUCACGAGAGAGUAAUGAAUUCGUGCAGUUCAAGGCCUUCUUAUGCGGGAACUGGGGUCACAUCGAUAUUCCUGCAGCCUAAAAUUUGGACCCGAAAUCCUGGUCAUCAGGCUUCUCAACAUGGGCCUAGUGCCAUUACUUGCCUGCCAAGGGAGUGAGGCUGAAUCUAAUCUUAUCCUGGAAGCCGUAUUAACCGCAUCUGCC